AAUGGAAACGCGGCUGCUGCUUUCACUACGGCUCAUUACAAAGCCGCCCAUCAGUUACGGAGGUACUUGGAGAAGUCGGGGGUGCUGGACACGCUGACCAAGGUAUUGGUAGUCUUAUAUGAAGAACCAGAGAAACCUAAUAGUGCUUUGGAUUUUUUAAAACAUUGCUUAGGAGCUGCUACCCCAGAAAAUCUAGAAAUAGAGCUGCUUCGCCUAGAAUUGGCAGAAAUGGAAGAGAAAUAUGAAGCAAUUGUAGAAGAAAAUAAAAAACUGAAAACAAAGGAGAAAGUUCAGUAAACUUAUGGUGGAGAGGAAGAAAAUACCCUACUACAAGCCACAACAUCUUUGGGAAGAUGUAGAUUAUUGCAUAUCAAGUAUUUGUGCAGUGCAGUUAUGAAUGGGAUUUAAAUUUUAGUUUCCCAGUAAUUUUAAAGAUUUAUAUAAAAAGAGUUUUCAUUAGGUUUGAUUGUAUUAAAUAUUAAAAAUCACCGAGUGGUUUAAAAAGAUAGGACGGGGACUUCCCUGGUGGCGCAGUGGAUAAGAAUCCUCCUGCCAAUGCAGGAGACACAGGUUCGAUCCCUAGUGCGGGAAGAUCCCACAUGCCCCGGAGCAACUAAGCCCGUGUGCCACAACUACUGAGCCCACGUGCCACAGCUCCUGAAGCCCGCACGCAUCAAUGAAGACCCAAUGCAGCCCAAAAUAAAUGAAAUUAAAUCUUAAAAUAAAGGACUUUAGGGCUUCCCUGGUGGCGCAGUGGUUGAGAGUCCGC
Lagenorhynchus albirostris (white-beaked dolphin) is the source of this 769-nucleotide messenger RNA. RefSeq names its product c-Myc-binding protein-like. The record is from RefSeq and is a predicted model, not a curated record. Gene Ontology annotation, cellular component: nucleus. The annotation marks the transcript as partial. NCBI's taxonomy places the organism in Eukaryota, Metazoa, Chordata, Mammalia, Artiodactyla, Delphinidae. The transcript has a single exon. Gene Ontology annotation, molecular function: transcription coactivator activity. Gene Ontology annotation, biological process: regulation of DNA-templated transcription.